Molecule: messenger RNA, 2817 nt
Organism: Zymoseptoria tritici IPO323
Lineage: Eukaryota; Fungi; Ascomycota; Dothideomycetes; Mycosphaerellales; Mycosphaerellaceae
Exons: 1
Coding region: 1-2817 (938 amino acids)
Source: RefSeq, a predicted model, not a curated record
AUGGCUUCACUUCCAGCACCACCGGACGGUGCUCCUCUACCGGAGAACAGCAAUAUCGACUUGGACGACAUACCGGAAGCCCCGCUCUCACGAUCUCGUUCACUCUCGAGCAGUCCAGCAGGCGCAGCACCGUCCGGCUCUCGUCUGAAGAACCGGCUACAGCUGCGCAAUGCUGGCUUUCGCGGACCCGAAGUACCAACCCGAAAGGUUACUCCAGUCUCGGUCACGGUCUCGAACUCCUGGUCCAACUCAUCCGUCAUGCAAUCUUCUGGAUCGAAUCUCUCCGACAUCGAAAACACACCUCCAGACGGCAAGGUUUCGGUUGGCAGCAGGAAGCCAAUUCAGGGUUCACGAGAUGCGAGCGGUGUCUUGCAGGAAAUAAGGAACACUGGAACUGUGCGACAAGCAAAGAACUCGCGAUCACGCGUGAUGUCCGGUCGGCUCUUUAGUCCGGAGACAGCAAACAUAGCGCAGGACGGCAACGACAGCGGCUCACCAGUACAAGGAGGCUCGAUCUCCAAGCGGACACGAUCAAUACGGAGCCGAGUCAAGAUGGGCAGACCACGCCGUUCGAUCAGUGGAGAGACACAGCAGUAUGUCGAACACCUCGAGGCCGAGCUUUCAGCUGCGCAAGCCCAGAUCUCAGCUCUGGCCUCUCCAACCUCGUCACGAGACCAGUCAGCGAGGAUGCGACAUCUCAGUGCCGAGACCAAGCAAUUGCAGGAAGAGAUCGCAGACUGGGAGACAAAGUAUGAGGAGCGGAUACGAGAUGAAGUUGAUCGACACUUUCAACUCGAGUCGAGUUUGCGAUCACGUCUACGGACAAUGGAACUGGAGGCCGAAGAGACGAGGUUCAAGAUGCUGGAACUGGCGUCACGAUUGGACAAUGCGACGGAGACUCUGAACGCUGCGGAAACGGCUAAUGUCAAUCUGGAGAAGCGGAUUGAGAUCAUGUCGGAAAUGCUCGCUGCGUCGCCGACCAAACACGACUUCCAUACGGAGGACCGAUCUCGUCAUGGCAGGCAACGGUCUAUGCUGCCUCGAUUCCCGACUGCUGGAGCUUUAAUGUCUCCCGAAAGAGCGACCUUCAAUCAGGCGUCCUCUCCAAAUCAGUCCAGAAUGAGCAUGCCCAUUCUGCCAGAGGCGUAUUCGCCGGAUGCAUGUUCAUCAGAUGAUGGUCAUCCCGCGUCCGAGGCGUCGAUGGUGUCGUCUUCCUACAAUGCCUUCAAUCCUCCACCGUUAUCGAGAACGAAUACCAAGAGAAGGAUGAGACGAUUUGGUGCUGGUAGCCUUGGUCCCAAGCCACUCAUUCUGCCGUCGACCUCCCACCACGACUCGGUCAUCGGAUCUACAGCAGGAAUGGACCGACAAGAGAUGGCAAGUCGCCUACCAUUCUCCAUGGACUACUCUAUGCAGGACCAAGACCGACAAAGCUGGCGAAAAUCAUCUGUCAAUUCGUAUGCUGGAUCGUUCCCUCCUUCCCUUCCAGGAUCACCGAGGCCAGCUGUGCUGCAUAAGCCGAUCUUUCCGGGGGAGCACGACGAAGAUGUUGUGGAGCAUGACCUCAAUUCACCCGAUGAAGAUGACCAUGAAGCAAUGCUAGACGACUUCUUCGAGAGCUCACCACUUCUGGAAAUCUCCGGCAUCGUUACCCCGACCUUGCGCGAUGGCGUGCAUGUUUCCGAUCGUGGAGCCAAUGCAGGCCGCAACCUCAUGGAUGAGUUGGCCGCAGUGCAGACAUCCGACCCAGCUUCAAGCACAGAAGCCUAUGCCUCCCGCAAAUCCGACUCUACCCCAAGCCAUCGCCUGCACUCAUCGCCCUUCCACUCCAUCUCCGAAGCGUUUACAUAUCCUCCAGGCCACACGCCACCAGCAGGCUCGAUCCGUAGCCCACCUACGAUAACAACAGUUUCAACCACCAAUCCUCGCCACCGCCGUCUGCACCGCCGCGUUUCCAGCCGUUCAGGAACCCGCUCCGCUCGACCGAAGUCAGUCACCUCCCUCUCAACCCUCGACAGCCUCACCCUGAGCUUCAGCAACAUCUUCCGCAACCCGGUCGCUAUGGCAAAACAUCUCGUCGAAACAGCACAGUCCCGCGCGAGAAUUCCUUCGUCAUUAUUUAACGUCCAAUGGUGGCUAGUCGGCAUCCUCCUCGGUCCCAUGGCAAAACGCCGAUUCCUUAAGAAGGCGAACGGGCAAGUGUGUUGUGCUGAGGAGGCAGCUAGGAGGUCUCUGCUCGGCGCAUCACCUUGCACAUCUCCGCCGAAUGACGAUGAUGGAGGAUCUGGCACGGCAAUGGACUAUGGAACCUUAUAUCAGACUCCACCGCCAUCUUCUUCACCUCCGACUCGCACUCAUAAGAGGAGGAGUUGGGAUGGUAGCGUGGCUGCUAAGCGCUGUCCGCAUCAUCCCAACCAUGCGAGUGCAGCGCAGGGAGCUGCUGCGGCGACGGCGACGAAGAGGAGUAAACACAGUCCGUGGCUGUGGUUGAAAUUCAGCUUGACGCUGGCGAUUGCGGUGGGAGUGGCGUUUAAAGACGGGCCGGGGAGUUUGUUGAAGAUGAAGAUUGGGAAGAAGGCGGGGAGUGCGAGUGGGAAUGGGAGUAAAGUUCAAAGUGCAAGUGCCGACAGGGAUGAGCCGGUUCAGGGCGCGGCGAAUUGGAGAGGCGCGAGUCGGGAUCCGAGUGGGGAUGAAGGUGGUGGUGGUGCUGGGAUGGAGGUGGGUAGCGCUGAGGUUGGCGGGUUGGGACUCGAUUCUGGGGUUGUGGACGGCGAUACUGCCGAGCCCGAAGGAGUGGGUGAUGGAGCGCCUGGAUGA